AUGCACUUGGGCAAGGUCGUCCAAGGACUAAAAGAAGCCCUUCGAAGUUUUAUUGAAAGAUUUAGUCUAGAAGCCCUGCAGAUUCAAGAUCUAAAUGCCGGUGUGGCCUUUGACGCCUUCAUGAGGGGGUUGAGUUCAGGAAGGUUUAAGUUUGAUCUUGUAAAGAAGAAAAUUAUUGCUCUUGCAAAAGCAUUAAAAGAGGCCGAAACAUUUAUACAGGCCACCGAAGUAUGUGCCGAGGCAAAGCACCCUGAGUCCAAGAAGCUUGAAGAGGUAGCUCAACCAAAGAAGAGUAACCUUAAAAAGGUUUAG
Beta vulgaris subsp. vulgaris (sugar beet) is the source of this 312-nucleotide messenger RNA. RefSeq lists its product as uncharacterized. The record is from RefSeq and is a predicted model, not a curated record. The transcript has a single exon. NCBI's taxonomy places the organism in Eukaryota, Viridiplantae, Streptophyta, Magnoliopsida, Caryophyllales, Amaranthaceae. The coding region runs from base 1 to 312 and encodes 103 amino acids.